AGUUCUGAAUUUCCCUUGGCAACAUGGAGCUGCCCGAAUUAGAAUUCUCUGCAUGAGGGUGCUGGUGAGCAGCAGGAUGGUGACCGGGGAGGCCGGAGGCAACAACUACUUGAUGGCGUGUUGGCAGCCCAUCCUGGUCCUGCUGUUGGGCACCGUGCUCUCCGGCUCCACCACCGGCUGUCCCUCCCGCUGCGACUGCAACGCCCAGGAGCGCUCGGUGGUCUGCCACCGCCGGAGGCUGGCCGGUCUCCCGGAGGGCAUCCCCAUCGAGACGCGGCUGCUGGACAUCAGCAAGAACCGUCUCAAAAGCGUCGGGCCAGAAGAGUUUAUGAAUUACCCUCUUCUGGAGGAGCUGCAGCUCAACGAGAACAUCAUCUCGUCCAUCGAGCCCGGGGCCUUCAGCAACCUGGCCAACCUGCGGACUCUGGGGCUGCGGAACAACCACCUGAAGCUCAUCCAGCUGGGCGUGUUCACAGGCCUCAACAACCUCACACAGCUGGAUAUCAGCGACAACAAAAUAGUGAUUCUGCUGGACUACAUGUUCCAGGAGUUGUACAAUCUAAGGGCUCUGGAGGUGGGGGACAACGACCUGGUGUUCAUCUCGCCGCGCUCCUUCCAGGGCCUCAGCAACCUGGAGUCCCUGAACAUCGAGCGCUGUAACCUGGGCUCGGUGCCCACCGAGGCCCUGAGCCACCUGCACGGCCUGCUGUCCCUGCGCCUCCGCCACCUCAACGUCAGCGCCAUCCGAGACUACUCCUUCAAGAGGCUCUACCACCUCAGGCUGCUGGAGAUCUCCAACAUGCCGGCCCUGGACACCAUGACCGCCAAAUGCCUGUUCGGGCUGAACAUCACGUCGUUGUCCAUCACGCGCUGUAACCUCUCGGCCGUCCCCUACCAGGCCAUCCGCCACCUGGGUCACCUGCGGUUCCUCAACCUGUCUUUCAACCCCAUCCGCACGGUGGAGGGGAACCAGCUUCACAGCCUGCAGAAGCUGCAGGCCCUGCACCUGGUGGGGGGGAGCCUGGCCACCAUAGAGCCCUACUCCUUCCGGGGGCUGAAUCACCUCCGUGUCCUCAACGUGUCCAGCAACAGUCUGAGCACCCUGGAGGAGUCGGUCUUCCACUCCGUGGGGAACCUGGAGACCCUGGCUCUGUACGAAAACCCCCUGGCCUGCGACUGCCGCCUCCUCUGGGUCUUCCGCCGCCGAUGGAGGCUGAACUUCAACAGACAGCAGCCGACCUGCGCCUCCCCCCAGGCCGUGGAGGGGAAGGAGUUCAAAGACUUCCCCGACGUCCUCCCGCUGGACUAUUUCACCUGCAGGAAGUCGACCAUUGUGGACAACAAGAUCCAGGAGAGUCACGUGGACGAGGGAACCACGGUCCAGUUUAACUGCCAGGCGCAGGGCGACCCGCCCCCCGUCAUCAUGUGGCUCUCCCCCAAGAAGGAGUACGUGACCACCAAGACGGCGGGGUCCAGGCUCAGCGUGACCGGCGAGGGCUCCCUGGAGGUCCGCUACGCCCAGAUCAAGGACAACGGGACGUACCUGUGCAUCGCCAGCAACGCGGCCGGCAACGAGAGCAAAGCCGCCCACCUCUUUGUGCACAGCUACUCUCCCAACUGGCCCCACCUGCCCAACAAGACUCACGCCUUCAUCCUGAACCAGCCUAGUGACGAGGGCGCCAACGUGACCCGGGCCGCCGCCCCCUUCCCCUUCGACGUCAAGACGCUGAUCAUCGCCACCACCAUGGGCUUCAUCUCCUUCCUCGGAGUCGUCCUCUUCUGUCUGGUUAUUAUCUUCCUCUGGAGUCGAGGGAAAAGGAACACCACGUCUAAAAUAGAGGUCGAAUACGUGCCCCCGGCGGAGGACCUGGAGGAAGCCAGUCCCAACGAGCCGUCUGUGACUUUCAACAUGAAGAUCAUGUGACUCACAACGACUUCAGUCCACAAACUGCAUCGGGGCUCGGAAGCUCUCCUCUCAUGCAUCAUGUGUCAGAUUGGUCGAACUGAAAAGACGAACAACAGCAAUUCGUCUACCCUAGACUGUUUACCUGCAGGAACAGAAUCGGUACGGACACAGACACAACCUGAACUCUUUGAAUUCCUGUGGGUUUUUAUUGGCAAUAGCCUAUAAAAAGACCAGCCGGUGUUGCAAUGGACUUCACGCUCCUUUAUACCAGCGAAGGGAGUUUGUCUUUAAACCUAUCUACAGUUUUAAUCUAUAUGUAUUUUUCUGUAUCUUGUUCUGUCCUUGUACUUUUUUGCAACGGCACAAUAGAAAUGCUCUGAAUGACAUUUUGAAAUUACAAGAGUCUAAAGAGCCAGGGUGAUUAUUUUGUGGUUAUUCGUUUGGAGAGUCCCUUUUGAUAAGUUUACAUAACAAGGACUCAAAAACUCAAAAGAUUGUAUUACGCAAGAUGUAUGUGAAGUGUGAAUAUUAUAGCUAUUUCAACCGUUUGAGAUGCGAAACAUUAGCACAAUACUUUCCUAUCCGGGAUAUGGAUUAUUUCAAGUGUGACUUAAAAAUUGAGAUUUUUAAUUUGAUGCCUUACGUUUCCAAAGUUACGGCUGUCAUCUGAGCAAUACAUUACGUUGAUGUGUAACACAUACUUCUAUGUAUUUUAAUGAUUUUAUGAUUUAAAGCUCUGGUGAUAUGUUAAAUGUUGAAAUACAUAUUUAAGGAAACAGGCAGAUGGCAAGUCUAUUAAA
Gadus chalcogrammus (walleye pollock) is the source of this 2706-nucleotide messenger RNA. RefSeq names its product leucine rich repeat and Ig domain containing 1b (gene lingo1b). Gene Ontology annotation, cellular component: plasma membrane. Lineage: Eukaryota; Metazoa; Chordata; Actinopteri; Gadiformes; Gadidae. The record is from RefSeq and is a predicted model, not a curated record. The transcript has 2 exons. The coding region runs from base 53 to 1924 and encodes 623 amino acids. Gene Ontology annotation, molecular function: protein binding.